CGAGGAACAUUUUAGGCACACUGUGAGACGGGAAAGCCGAGUUAAAUUGUAUUUGCAAAUAUAAACCCAGCAAACCAUCAGCCAUAUGUGUUUGUAAUCCCGACGGUUAUCCAUGUAUAUUAUAUUAUUUAUAUCAAGUUCCUAUAAUGAGCAGUGCAUUUGAGAACCAAACCGCCGAAUCCACCCGGACACAUUUAAAUGGGGCGCCGAGACGCUGUUGCCGUGACAACUUUUUGUCAUAUUUAUUGAACCUAUUUUACUACGCUUCUGAUUUUAGUGUACAGCUUGUUUUCAUAAGGAAUACACAAUGGCUAACUGUACACCAUUCGAGUGUCUCGUGAAAUACGAAAGUCCAGUUUUGGUCGAAAGAUCAAACAGAAAAUCAACAACGCCAAAAUCCGAUGACCUCAGGCAGGAACCUAAAGAGAUCCUCAACCGCAUCCUUCCACCCAGGGAAUGGAUGGAGGGAGAUCAGCUGUGGGAGCAGCAGGUGUCUGUCGCACCGAGUACCAGAGAAGACGUUAGUGGGCUGGAGGAACUGCUGGACAUGAAGCUGCAGCAGUGGCAGGCCAGAGGAACAGGAAUUUGUCCCCUCCGCAGGAAGCUCUUUUCCCAGUGCUUUGAUGAGCUGAUCAGACAGGUGACCGUCGAAUGCACUGAGAUGGGUCUGCUGCUCCUGAGGGUCAGAGAUGAGAUUCAAAUGACUCUGGCUGCGUACCGGGCCCUGAGUGACAGCAGCAUGGCUUUCGGAAUGAGGAAAGCACUGCAGGCGGAGCUGGAGAAGACUAUUUACGACCUGGGGCCAGAAGAACGUGAAGACUUGAGGAAGCAACUGAACCAGCUGACAGCUUACAAGAAACAUUUAGAAAAGAGAGAAAACGAAAGGCGACAAGUGGAGGAGAAGAUUCACACACAAGAGAUUCAGUUCCUGAAGAGAAUCAACCAGCAGCUUAAGGACCAAUUGUCAGUGAUCAUUGAAACAAAGAAGUAACUUUGCCUCCAUUUCCCAGAAAGCAACGCGCUUUCCUGUGAAUUCUUAAUUGGUUUCAGUUGUAAUAGAUUUCUUAAUACUAAAAGAUAAAAUGUUUGGGAAGCAGCCUAGGACUUGUGUCACAAUGUCUACAAAGCUCCAUUAGAUAAUCAGUCCAACAUCAUAUUUUACAACUGUUUAUUUAGGCUGAGGCGAUCGCUGAACCUCAUCUGGAACGCCGGUAUUUAUUUAAUUUGGCGAAAAAAUGCCAUGAAGUAAAUAUUUGGAUGUGGUGACUUUAGAGGCUGCGUUGUGGUCGCUUAUUAAGUUGUGGUUUUCUUUUUAAAUCUAUGGAAGUUCGUUAACUCUUGUAAUCUACAAAAAUGUUUAAUACAUGAUUCAAAUCUU
This is a messenger RNA of Gasterosteus aculeatus aculeatus (three-spined stickleback), 1378 nucleotides long. RefSeq names its product dynein, axonemal, light intermediate chain 1 (gene dnali1). The record is from RefSeq and is a predicted model, not a curated record. NCBI's taxonomy places the organism in Eukaryota, Metazoa, Chordata, Actinopteri, Perciformes, Gasterosteidae. Gene Ontology annotation, molecular function: dynein heavy chain binding. Gene Ontology annotation, cellular component: axoneme; ciliary base.